UCAAACUUGUUUUGUUGGGGGCUCCCUAAAGUGAGAAGUUGGUAACUGCGUACUUUUCUUUUUCUGUCAGGUAAGGCAGGAGAACAGGCACAGCUAAUAUCUAGGAAGGAACAAUUCAAGACGCCCCGCUCCCUUCUGCUACGUAUAUAAAAAACAAACAAACAAACAUCAGAGACCCAUGAGCUAAAAGCGUGGGUGUUUUUCGUAUGAUCUAACACGAAAAACACAUCAAUCUAUUUUCUUAUGGAAUCUUAGUCACGCCCUUCUCUCUCUCUCUCUCUCUCUCUCUCUCUCUCUCUCUCUCUCUCUCUCUCUCUCUCUCUCUCUAUAAGUUUAUUUCUGUAAGGCAACGGAGGAGAAGAUGGUAGAAAUGGGAGGAGAGGGUAUAAUGGCAAGAAAAGCUAUGGUGAUGUUGUCCGCGAUGAUUGGGUUGGCUAGUUUGAUUGUAGUUCAUGUGCAUGGGGAGAAUUCCAAAGUGGGUCAUGACCAUUUCAGGAGAAUGCAAGCAGUGAAGGCAGCCGCCGUGCUCCGGCGAGAUUCAGUUUCUGCUGCGGCGGGGGGCUCCAAUGUUUCUCCUUCUCCGAGCCCAUCUCAGGUUACAGCGAGUUCAUCGCGCGUGUAUGGCGUGACGGCGUACGGGGCGGACCCGACGGGAAAAGUGGAUAGUGCGGAGGCGAUUCUUGCAGCAAUUUCGGAUGCGGUAGGGAAAGCAGAAGGUGGGGGGUCGUUGAUGGAAGGAAUAGCUAAUCUUGGAGGCGCAGAGAUUAGUCUUCAGGGCGGCAACUACUUGGUUGGUCGCCCCCUGCGAUUGCCCUCCGCCGGCGUUGGGAACCUUUUGAUUCACGGAGGAACACUACAAGCUUCGAACGAUUUCCCCACCGACGGCUAUCUGAUUGACCUCUCGGCUUCCUCGUCCACCUCAUCUUCCUCCUACGACUUCGAACACAUUACCCUCAGAGACCUCACCCUCGACUCCAAUUUCCGUGGCGGCGGCAUUUCCGUCGUCAAAUCCCUAAGAACCGGCAUCGACAACUGUUACAUCACCCACUUCGCCACCAACGGCAUCCUCGUCCAAAACGGCCACGAAACCUACAUCAGAAACUCCUUCCUCGGCCAGCAAAUCACCGCCGGCGGAGACGCCGGCGAGCGCAACUUCUCCGGCACCGCCAUCAACUUAAUGGGCAACGACAACGCCGUCACCGACGUCGUGAUCUUUUCCGCCGCCGUCGGAAUCAUGGUCUCCGGUCAAGCGAACACCUUCUCCGGCGUGCAUCUCUAUAACAAGGCAACCGGUUUUGGCGGGACCGGGAUCUACCUCAAGCUGCCCAAUUUAACCCAAACCCGAAUCGUGAAUAGUUACUUUGAUUUCACCGGAAUCGUGGCUGAAGACCCUAUGCAGCUCCACGUCUCCAGCAGUUUCUUCCUCGGCGACGCGUUUAUUCAGUUCAAAUCCAUACAAGGGGUGGUGAACGGAGUGAACAUUGUGGAUAACAUGUUCUCGGGCUCCGGAAAGGGGGUGGAUAUUGUUCAGCUGGAUCAGACGAACGGGCCUUUUAAGCAAAUCGAUCAGGUUGUGGUUGACAGGAAUAAUGUUAACCAGAUGAACGUGAGAUCAACGGUUGGGAGGGGAACUGCGGCAGGGAAUGGGAGCUCGUGGACCGUUGAUUUCAGUUCUGUUCUUCUGUUUCCGGACCUUAUAAGGAACGUGCAGUACUCGCUGAGCACGAGUGGGGGCCUGUUCCCCAACCACGCCCUGCGAAACGUGUCUGGGAAUCGGGUGGUGGUUCAGUCGGAUACGGCGGUUCCGGCGAGCGUAUUUGUAGCUGUGGAUCAAAAUACGGCGAGUCCUACAAGCUAAGCUGGUUUUUGGGUUUUGGGCUUUUGGUAAUGGGUUAUGAGUGUGGGCCUACUGGGUACAGGAAAUGCAAAUCCAAUUAAAGCAAACUGAAGAAGUGUAAAUUCAGCAUUAAAGAUUGAAAGGGUUCUUUUCUUUUCUUCUGUCAGUCAAUAAAGUUUGUAGCAAGUGAAAAAACUGUUGUGUAUUUGUAUUUUAAUUAAAAUAUUUUAAUUUAAUAUAGCA
Malania oleifera is the source of this 2080-nucleotide messenger RNA. Its product is annotated as polygalacturonase QRT3. NCBI's taxonomy places the organism in Eukaryota, Viridiplantae, Streptophyta, Magnoliopsida, Santalales, Ximeniaceae. Gene Ontology annotation, molecular function: polygalacturonase activity. Bases 362 to 1858 code for a protein of 498 amino acids. The transcript has 3 exons. The record is from RefSeq and is a predicted model, not a curated record.